GGUGGAGAGAGGCGCUGUGAUUGGCGGAGCGAAGUUACAGGUAUAAAAUGCCCUGUUGGCGCCCGCAGCCAGGCUUGCUCCUGAGCCCGGCGAUCGGAUCCUUCUUGCUGGGGCGGGUGAGAAGCAGGAGAGGAGAAGAGCGCGACCCUGUCCAAAUACCCGGCCAACCCUUUCAGAUCCUCGACCGCCGCCUUCUGCCCGAAGGUCCCCCAAAGCUCUUUGGGGCGAAGGGAUGAAUCGAUCGGAGAGCGUCGCAAGAAGAAUUAGCGAGGAAGAUAUAGCAGUGGCUGCGUUCACAUAACCGGGGUAGCCAGGACGUUUGAGCUCUAACGUUGCCCGGUUGUCUCCCAAGGACCCCUCCCUCCUUCCAGGACCCUCGGAAGACACCGAGGGACCAGCGCUGUUUUCUCUCUUCUUCGCGGACCCAAACAGGGCGGAGAAUUUUUUUUAGCAGAGUUGGAUUUAUUUGCGGAUCCGGACGGGAGCCGAACCGGGGCAGAGCCUAAGCGACCCCCCGGGGGGCGCGUGGUUGGAGGGCGAUGCCGCUGCACCGGGGGCUCCUUUUACUCUUGGGAGGGGUGCUGGGGUUCUUAGUGCCGGGGGACUUUUGCGGCUCUUUGUACUAUUCCUACCUGAAGGUAUCAGAGUCCAGCCAGGGGCUGCCCCAGUUCCUCUCCGUGAUCCACCUGAAUGAUAUUCCCAUUGCUCGAUAUGACUUCCUCAACAAGAAGACAGUUCCUCUGGUGCCCUGGAUGAAGGAGGAGGAGAUGAAGGUGAAGAUACCUGAGAGGAUGUUCAGAGGUGACCUGGAGUGGUUAUCAGCACGCAACAACCAGAAUGGAGGGCUUCACACCUGGCAGGUGAUUGUGGGCUGUGAGCUCAAGGAAGAUGGGAGCAAAAGAGGAUUUUUGCACUAUGGCUACGAUGGGAUGGACAUCAUCAGCUUUGAUAAAGAGACCCUCAGAUGGGUGGUAUCUCAAUCCCAGGCACAGAAGGUCAAGGAGGAUUGGGAGAAGGCUCCACGCUGGUCCCAGAAAAUUAAAGACUUCCUGGAGAAGAUCUGCAUUGAGUGGCUGCAGACAAACAUGUCCUACCAGAAGGAGGCUCUGAAGAAGACAGAGCCUCCGGUGGGGAAAUUGACUCGCAAGGUGGUGGAUGACAGCCUGGAGGUCCUCACAUGCCAGGCCUUUGGCUUCUACCCCAAGGAGAUCCUGGCCACUUGGAUGAAGAACAGAAAAGUCUGCGAGUAUGGGACCCUCCAUAGGAAUGUGGCCCCCAACUCAGACGGGACCUAUUACGUCUGGCUCAGCAUUGAGAUCAACCCCAAGGAGAGGGACCGUUUUCGGUGUCACCUGGAGCACGAGGGCUUGCAGGAGCCCCUGGUCUUGGCAUGGGAAGAGAAAACAGAUACAGUGUUAUAUGGUGGUGUGGCAGCUGUGAUUAUCUUCAUCCUAGGAGCUCCGUUUCUCUGCCAGAUCCUCUGCGGGCUGAUCUACAGGAAGAAACUCCAUCAGGCAGUGAAAACUCACCUUGAUGACCUUCCUUUAGAAAAAAUUUCUUCUUCCUCUACUUAUGGCACUGAAGACGAGAUUCAAUCAGCGGCGAUGCUCCCAUCCAAAACGACACCAGAGGGUUGCUGUGGGCAGAAGACAGAGCUAAGGGAAGGAGAGAAAACACCUCUGAGGGCUUCUCCAGAUGCCAGUUCAGACAACGUGGAAGAGCCAACCCUGGAGACUUCAGAGGGGAGCCUAGAGGAACAUCUAGAAGAUGCCGAGGCCACCAAGCCAGGAAUCGAAGGGCUGGAGUUCCUUCAGAGGAACAAGCGGAUGAGCACCUGGCUGGAGAGGAAAGGGGGGAGAGAGAGAGAGACGCAGCUGCAACUGGAGGAUUCACACACAGACCCAGCCAGAAGCCCAGGAUGGAGAAGGAUUGCAGCUGCAGCUAAUCCGGAAGGAUGAGGAGGCACCACCUCCUCCACCAUAGGACUGAAUGGAGGGAGGCACAAUGGAGGUCAGUGAGGUUACUCGCAAGGAGGCAGCCUCUUUCCUCGUAAGGCGCUAUACCAGCACACGCCUACCUAGUCUAACAUUUCAACAAUGCAGCAUUAGAAACCACUACACCUUUUCCCUGCCAUGCAGGUACUGUAACUCCCUGACUGCUAUUCAUGUGACUUUGGAUCUGUGCUUCAUGUUGCCUCCGUUUGGACUUUGGACUUGCACUUUGGCUUGGAUUUGGGUGUGGAUUCUGAACCAUGCCUGAAUUUUUCACACUGUGUGUGUGUGUGUGUGUGUGUGUGUGUGUGUGUAUUUGGGGACUUAUCCCUUUCCCUGGGCUCUCUGCAAUUCUCUGCCUAGGCUGCACAACCUUGGAUUCAGUGGAAUUUUGCAGGAGAUGUGAAUGGGAUCUGGGGAACACUAUAAGGGGCUUCAUCCUCAUUUUUUUUUUGGGACCUGAUCAGGGUCAAACCGAGAUCAUCUCCUGCCCUAAUUCCACCAAGACCAAAUUAACCCUUUGACGGUAGCCAGGGAAGGUGCAAUUUCCUUUCGUUACUUUUAUUUUCCCCACUAAAAGCAAACUCUCUUUUUUGGGGGGGAAGGCAACCACUCUCAACCCCAAUAUGGUUUCCUUAAACAGAAGGGCAGUGUUAUGUAUUUGAACUUUAAGAGGGAAGUUUGGGCGGGAACAAGCACGUUGCUGAUUGGCUGAUGCCUCAGCCAAAAUAGUAUUUAAAGAGGGGUUUUGACUGUUGGUCU
This is a messenger RNA of Ahaetulla prasina, 2753 nucleotides long. Its product is annotated as major histocompatibility complex class I-related gene protein-like. Gene Ontology annotation, biological process: immune response. Gene Ontology annotation, cellular component: external side of plasma membrane. NCBI's taxonomy places the organism in Eukaryota, Metazoa, Chordata, Lepidosauria, Squamata, Colubridae. Bases 540 to 1958 code for a protein of 472 amino acids. The record is from RefSeq and is a predicted model, not a curated record. The transcript has 7 exons.